Diceros bicornis minor is the source of this 2184-nucleotide messenger RNA. RefSeq names its product FGGY carbohydrate kinase domain containing (gene FGGY). The transcript has 13 exons. Lineage: Eukaryota; Metazoa; Chordata; Mammalia; Perissodactyla; Rhinocerotidae. Gene Ontology annotation, molecular function: phosphotransferase activity, alcohol group as acceptor; kinase activity. Bases 65 to 1393 code for a protein of 442 amino acids. Gene Ontology annotation, biological process: carbohydrate metabolic process. The record is from RefSeq and is a predicted model, not a curated record.
UAGGUCUCGCGCCGGCCGGGCCUUGGCUCUCGAGACUUUCUGUCCUCUCCUGGGUGAAGGGACCAUGAUACCCGGUGGAGAUCAGGAACCAGGAAGAUACUAUGUGGGUGUGGACGUUGGAACAGGCAGUGUCCGUGCGGCGCUGGUGGACCAGAGGGGCGUCCUGUUGGCCUUUGCAGCCCAGCCAAUUAACCAGUGGGAGCUUCACUUCAACCACCACGAGCAGUCCUCCGAGGACAUCUGGGCCGCGUGCUGUGUUGUGACAAAGAAAGUUGUACAAGGGAUCGACUUAAACCAAAUUCGAGGGCUUGGGUUUGAUGCCACGUGUUCUCUGGUUGUUUUGGAUAAGCAGUUUCGUCCUCUGGCAGUAAACCAUGAAGGGGAUUCCCAUCGAAACGUCAUCAUGUGGCUGGACCACCGGGCAGUCAGUCAGGUCCACAGGAUCAACGAAACCCAGCACAGCGUCCUGCAGUACGUCGGGGGUGUGAUGUCUGUGGAAAUGCAGGCCCCAAAGCUUCUGUGGCUGAAAGAGAACUUGAGAGAGACUUGCUGGGAGAAGGCGGGACAUUUCUUUGAUCUCCCAGACUUCUUAUCGUGGAAGGCAACAGGUGUCACAGCACGGUCUCUCUGCUCCCUAGUGUGCAAAUGGACAUACUCGGCGGAGAAAGGCUGGGAUGACAGUUUCUGGAAGAUGAUUGGUUUGGAAGACUUUGUUGCAGAUAAUUACAGCAAAAUAGGAAACGAAGUGCUGCCUCCUGGAGCUUCUCUUGGAAAUGGGCUCACACCAGAGGCAGCAAAAGACCUUGGCCUUCCCGCUGGACUUGCAGUGGCAGCCUCCCUCAUUGAUGCCCACGCAGGAGGACUAGGAGUGAUUGGAGCAGAUGUGAGGGGGCACGGCCUCGCCUGUGAGGGACAGCCAGUGACGUCACGGCUGGCCAUUAUCUGUGGAACAUCUUCUUGUCACAUGGGGAUCAGCAAAGACCCGAUAUUUGUACCAGGAGUCUGGGGCCCUUAUUUCUCAGCCAUGGUCCCUGGGUUCUGGCUGAAUGAAGGUGGUCAGAGUGUUACUGGAAAAUUGAUAGACCACAUGGUGCAGGGCCAUGCUGCCUUCCCUGAACUACAAGCCAAGGCCACUGCCAGAUGCCAGAGUGUAUAUGCGUAUUUGAACAGUCACCUGGAUCUGAUUAAGAAGGCUCAGCCCGUGGGUUUCCUCACUGUUGAUUUACAUGUUUGGCCAGAUUUCCAUGGCAACCGGUCUCCCUUAGCAGAUCUGACACUAAAGGGCAUGGUCACCGGACUGAAACUGUCUCAGGACCUCGAUGAUCUUGCCAUUCUCUACCUGGCCACAGUUCAAGCCAUUGCUUCUUAUAGUGGAAUGAAUCGCUUGCACUGAAAUGAAUUCUCCUGGAAAAUCAGAGCUGUAUGAUGCCCAUCCUUCUGAGUCCACGCUAAGAAGUGGACGUGAAGAACAAGGCCACACAGGAUGAGCCGAGGGGUACCAUUACCUGAUGACACUGACUGUUCCCUCUCAUUGACACCCACUCUCUGUGCAGGCACCAAAAAGUGUGCCUUCCCCACCUGUGGCUUAGCACAGUAACCCUGUGAGUCGCUGAGAUGGCCCUCAUUUUACCGACGGGGAAAACAACUAGUGCCUAAUGGAGUCGGAAUUUGAACCUCUAUCCAUCUCACUCCCAGGCUUCUGCUCUUUCCACCUCACCAGGCUGCAUUUUCCUUUGACCUAUUUGUAAAAGCUACAUGGAUGAAAUAAGCUUCCAGGCAUUCCCAAGAACAGCUUUGACUUGACACAUCUUAGGAAACAUUGUUAAAUUGGCCGGGAUCGUCUCACAGAGGUCCCCUUCCUGGUAAGAACAUUGUAGCAGAAGUCCAAGAAUGUAUAAAUGAGGUUCAACUUAAUGCAGGCCCGGAGUAGGGUGCAGCUUUUUCCCAAAUACCACACACUUGGCAAAUCAAUCUUGCAUGUGAUGUGCGUACAUAUAUUAAAAGCUAUCAUAUUUAUUCUGUCCAUUGUCUUAAUGACCUUUGUAAUACCAUGAAGGGAAGGCAAUUUAAGACAGAUUUUUCAGUAAGGCUUUGUUGUGGAGUCAAUUGAAUUGUGAGCAGUUCAGUCUGUUUUGCAAAAGAAUUGGGUAUGCUGAUCUUUUAGGCAAAAAUGUGCAUUUUAAU